AUGACUGCAGUAAAAAAAAAUAAUGAAAAACAUUCUACCAAAUACUUGAAUUUAACUGAUUUUGAACGUCUUGAAAGCCAUGUUGAAUCUGAAGGCGAUUUGUUGAUAAAAAAAUUAUCUUUGAAACAAACUGAUAAACAUUUAACUCUUGAAAAGCACUUGAGUCAAGAGCGUGAUUUUAUUACCAGUCAUGAAUACAUUUCUAUCACCGAAAUCACUAAAGGAGAAAUCGCAUUGCCUGAGUUUUGUACUAAAGUCAACGAAGCAUCUUCUAAUCAAUUAAAUUCUAAUACUAAUCAAAAACCUUCUGUAAAAGUUUCAGAUUGUUUGAGUCGUCAUGAACGAGAAUUAGCAUUAUGCGUAAAACCUAAUAGUACCGAAACUAAACUUUUAGCAUUUGCUUUAUCAUGUGAAGCAAAUGAAAUUCCUAAACUAAACAAUAUACUUCCUAUUGAUCAUCCAAUCAAUCAUCUUGAUCAAAUACAUGAUGAACAGUUUUCUCAUCUCAAUGCUUCACCAAUUAAAACUUCAAAAAUGAUUAGAAGAAAACGAAAACAACUUCUUCAAUCUUAUAAAAAACCAAUCGAGAUACCCGAAAAACCAAUAAAACAUUAUUCUAAUCCUAAAUCUCUUUGGGAUUUAAAAGAUUGUACAUCAAACUCUGACUUAAAAUUAUAUACGUGUGAAGCAUCAAAACGUACAGAACAGUGUAUUGGUGUAUUAGAAAUAGCAAAUGAAGAAAAUAAAGUUAACAAUUUUUCAAGUUCUAUCAAUGGCCAGCGUUUUGUUGCUAAUUGCACUCAAGUUCCUAUAAAUAAUUAUACUAAAAUGAGUAAAGAUAAACUAAAAACUUUAUCUUAUUUUCAAAACUAUCAAAAAGGAAUCCCAUCAAAAAUAUUGUAUGUGAAAAAUAUUGCCAAAAGUGUUUGUGAAAAACAAUUGAUAUCUGUUUUUGGAAAGUACAAACAAUUGCAAAAUUCAGACAUAGUUUAUAGAUAUAUGAAAAAAGGAAAAAUGAAAGGACAAGCUUUUAUUGAAUUUGAAAACAUUGAAGUGGCAGAAAAAGCAUUAGAAGAAAAUCUUGGACUUAUACUCGAGGAAAAGCCAUUAAUUAUUGAAUUUGGGAAGAAAUGAUUAUUGUCGAUAAUUUAAAUUGCAAAUUCAAGUUUCAUUUUGAAAACAUUCUUUUGAAAGAUAUAUUGACGCAGUCGUACAAUGCUGUUAUUCGUGUACCACGAUAAAUCGCCAAUAAAAUUAUUGCUUCCCCAAUUCCAAUGCAGUUAUUACACUACCAAGCAAAGUAUACUUAUCGUACUUCUUACACAUUAUACACCUAUGUAUAAUUGGUGUAUGAUAUUGAUAUACAGUAUACCAUAUAUGCGAUAUAUAUAUAAUAUACAAUUAUACACUUGCGUUGAAAUGCAAGCACACAAUAUGUAAUUACACGGUUUAUGCACAUAAAUAUAUAUUUUAUAUAAUGAAAAUAUUAUACAGAUAUAUGUGCAUGUGUGUGAUGGUCGCAAUCUACGUAAUACGAUUUCAAAACUUCCCGAAUAAUAAUACAAAACAGCGUCAAAAUAUAUUGUGGAAACGGACGAACGUAAACCGCAUUUACUAAUAGUUUACAAAAUAUACUUCGACGUCAGUAGAAAUUCACGAAGAUUAUAAUAAUAUAUUUGUGUUGUACAAGUGCCACCUAACGAUUAUAGUGAUUAUACUGUACCGAAGACGUAUAGACCCACGUCAUUAGUAUUAAAAUGGUUUUCGAGUACACAGUAAUCGAUGGAUCUUCUGAAUUAUCACAAAACAGAUUCACUAUUUUUGUGCAGUUUACUAUUGAAAUUUAACAUAGUACGUAUACUAUCCAUUCGAUUCUACAAGGUAAUUUAUUAAAG
This is a messenger RNA of Melanaphis sacchari, 1895 nucleotides long. RefSeq names its product nucleolin-like. Gene Ontology annotation, cellular component: U12-type spliceosomal complex. Gene Ontology annotation, molecular function: pre-mRNA intronic binding; U12 snRNA binding. The transcript has 7 exons. Gene Ontology annotation, biological process: mRNA splicing, via spliceosome. NCBI's taxonomy places the organism in Eukaryota, Metazoa, Arthropoda, Insecta, Hemiptera, Aphididae. The record is from RefSeq and is a predicted model, not a curated record. Bases 1 to 1134 code for a protein of 377 amino acids.